This is a messenger RNA of Branchiostoma belcheri (Belcher's lancelet), 981 nucleotides long. RefSeq names its product alpha-1A adrenergic receptor-like. The coding region runs from base 1 to 981 and encodes 326 amino acids. The transcript has 2 exons. Gene Ontology annotation, biological process: G protein-coupled receptor signaling pathway. Gene Ontology annotation, cellular component: membrane. Gene Ontology annotation, molecular function: G protein-coupled receptor activity. NCBI's taxonomy places the organism in Eukaryota, Metazoa, Chordata, Leptocardii, Amphioxiformes, Branchiostomatidae. The record is from RefSeq and is a predicted model, not a curated record.
AUGACGACUGACGUCAUUUCCGGUUCCGCCGGGAAUGCUGGGAGCCUGUCCGUUAUCCAAUGGACGUUCAUCGUGCAGAUGGGCGUCAUCAGUGUGGUGGGAACUCUGGGAAACAUCCUGGUCAUCCUGUCCUUCUGCCGCUUCCAACAGGUGCGCUCGUCCAUGAACCUGUUCGUCCUGAACAUCGCCGUGAGCGACCUCCUCAUCACCGCCGUGCAGGCGCCGACCCGUCUGGCAGCGGUGGUGACCGGGCACCCGCCGGGCGGCGGCGGCUUCUGCGCCUUCCUCGGCUUCAUCGGCUUCCUCAACUGCUGCAUCUCCGUCCUCUCCUCGGCCCUCAUCGCCUUCAACCGCUACAUCCGCAUCUCCAAGUCGGCCAACACGUACAUAAAACUGUUCGGCCCGCUCAAGUCGUGUUUGUGGAUAGCAGGGUCUUGGGGGGUCUGUGCUUUGAUCAUCAUCCUCCCCGGUAUGCUUGGCGUGGGUCGGUUCGGGUGGGACGAGGUCAGAAGCCAGUGUGACCUCGACUCUAACCACCCCUACAGUAGAUACUACUUCUCGCUUGUCUUCGGGGGUGGGUACUGGAUCUCGGUGUCCAUAGUGGUCGUGUUUUACGUCAAGACCUAUCUCUUCGUGAAGAACUCCGUGGUGACCAUAGCUCGAAGUCGCACCCUGGGGAACAAGCGAGAGUACGUGUCUACAGAGAUGGUGCGCAGGACGAGGCACAUGUUCAUCAUCUUCUGUACGUCCACGGUCCUCCAGGCCCCAGCCGUAUUGCUGGAGAGUAUUGACUUCACGGCGUCCUUCAUACCGUUUGAGGUGAUUUUUGUGGGGAUCUUUCUGUUCGGGUCGUGCCACGCCAUCAAUCCCUUCAUGUACCCCUGGAAGGUCAGGGUCUUCCGGCGGGCAUUUAAAGCAUUGUUGCAGUGUAAGCGGGACCUGCCCUUUGUACCUGGGCAGUCCUCAUCACACGCAACCUAA